Messenger RNA from Lactuca virosa, 482 nucleotides. The record is from the annotation of a GenBank genome assembly. Lineage: Eukaryota; Viridiplantae; Streptophyta; Magnoliopsida; Asterales; Asteraceae.
AUGGCUGCGUUUCCCGAGGAAGACACAAACCUAUCCAAAUUCAAAGACGUUUGCAACGAUAACGUGAUUAUUAUCAGGAGCAUUGAUCAAAUGGAAGGGAAACAAGAGCGACCGAAGCUUGAUCCUCCAAAACAAGCUUUGGAAAAUAUUAGUAAGCAAAUGUCUGGAAAUUUUGGUGCACAAUCGCCACGAUAUGGUAGCAGUUGUACUAAACUGCUCCAUUUGGGCGUGCAAGAUGGUGAUGGCAUGAGAAGAAUUCCUUCUGAAGGAAAGAUGAAUUGCCUUUGCUCCCCCACUACCCAUGCCGGAUCUUUUCGGUGCCGCCUCCAUAGAACUAGUAGCAAUACUAACAAUAAUUCUAGCUCCGGAGGUAGAUCAUUUAAUAGUUUGUCCAAUCUCGCAGGUGACCAUGAUUAAAUUAUGACUGCAUCCUUGAAGAUGGAUUUUGAUAUGAUUUGAAUUGUAACAUAUGAUACUGGAUG